UCCUGAGGAUUGUCUGAUUUAAAAGAGCUGAUUCUCCCCAGGCAAAUGACUUAGCUUUAUUGUGCUGGGACAAGCUGAACAGGCAAGGAAUAAACCUCCCUAGAACACACUGAUUAGAUUAGCCAGUGAGAACCACUGAAGACGCAGACAUUAGAUUAAAAAACAGAAAAAUGAAUGUUACUUUUACAGUGGCUAUGAAUAGACAAAGACUUUUUGGUUUGAAAAUAGUUGGUGAGGCAAUAGAGGAGGGGCUAUGUUAAUAGCAGAGGUAGAAAAAACGAGAGGUGGAUGGUUCCAACUGCAAGGUCCACCCUAAAGGAAUUGGAGUCAGGGCCCAGGAGCCACAGGCCACUGCACUGGGGCAUCCCAGGAUUUGGAAUUCAGCUGUGAGCUCAUGAGCUGAUGGAUGUUUCCAGGAGUACCCUGAAGACCACCCAGGUGGGAGUGUAAGAUAACCUUCCAGAUAAAGAGUUGCUGCUACCAAAAGAGUGCUGACACCAUCACAGUAUGUUCCCUUCUCAACCCUGGACACGGUUCAAAAGCAGCUAAAGUAGACAAGAAUCUGGGGCAGCCAAUAUUGUACCACCUGCCAAAGCUUGGCACAAACAAUCUGGAAGCCAAAAAUUGCACAUACUGUGGAACAGAGGAAGUGGUUCUGGCCUCCCUGGGAUUUGGAUCCUGGUUUCCAGAGCUAAGAACACGAAGUCAUGAAGGUGAAGGAGGAGAAGGCUGGGGUAGGAAAGCUGGACCACACUAACCACAGGAGGAGAUUUCCGGAUCAGAAAGAAUGCCCUCCUAUCCACAUUGGGCUUCCGGUACCCAGUUACCCUCGAAGAAAAACUGACCAGAAGGGACAUCUUUCAGGCCUGCAAAAAGUCCACUGGGGCCUGCGGCCAGACCAGCCACAGCAGGAACUGACUGGCCCAGGGAGUGGGGCAAGCAGCCAGGACAGCAGCAUGGAUCUUAUCAGCAGGACUCGGUCCCCAGCUGCUGAGCAGCUCCAGGACAUCCUGGGGGAGGAAGAUGAGGCUCCCAACCCCACCCUCUUCACAGAGAUGGACACUCUGCAGCAUGACGGAGACCAGAUGGAAUGGAAGGAGUCAGCCAGGUGGAUAAAGUUUGAAGAAAAGGUAGAGGAAGGCGGCGAACGCUGGAGCAAGCCCCACGUGUCCACACUAUCCCUGCACAGCCUCUUCGAGCUCCGUACCUGCCUGCAGACGGGGACAGUGCUGCUGGAUUUGGACAGUGGCUCCUUACCACAGAUCAUAGAUGAUGUCAUUGAGAAGCAGAUUGAGGAUGGUCUCCUGCGGCCAGAGCUCCGGGAGAGGGUCAGUUACGUCCUCCUGAGGAGGCACCGCCACCAAACCAAGAAGCCCAUCCACCGUUCCUUAGUCGACAUUGGGAAGUCAGUCUCCACCACAAAUCGCAGUCCUGCCCGGAGCCCUGGUGCUGGCCCGAGUCUACACCACUCCACGGAAGACCUGCGGAUGCGGCAGAGUGCAAAUUAUGGACGUCUGUGUCAUGCCCAGAGCAGAAGCAUGAAUGACAUUUCUCUCACCCCAAACACAGACCAGCGGAAAAACAAAUUCAUGAAGAAGAUCCCCAAGGACUCAGAAGCCUCUAACGUGCUCGUGGGCGAGGUGGACUUCCUAGACCAGCCAUUCAUCGCGUUCGUGCGCCUCAUCCAGUCGGCCAUGCUGGGAGGAGUGACCGAGGUGCCUGUCCCCACCAGAUUUCUGUUUAUACUGCUGGGACCUUGUGGGAGAGCAAAAUCCUACAAUGAAAUUGGCCGUGCCAUUGCAACCCUCAUGGUAGAUGAUCUCUUCAGCGACGUGGCCUACAAAGCCCGCAAUCGGGAAGAUCUGAUCGCAGGAAUUGAUGAAUUUCUGGAUGAGGUCAUCGUCCUUCCUCCUGGAGAAUGGGACCCAAAUAUCCGAAUUGAGCCCCCCAAGAAGGUGCCCUCUGCUGACAAGAGGAAAUCUGUGUUUUCCCUAGCAGAGCUGGGCCAGAUGAAUGGCUCUGUGGGAGGAGGCGGCGGAGCUCCUGGAGGAGGCAAUGGAGGUGGUGGUGCUGGUGGCAGUGGCGGCGGGGCUGGCGGUAGCGGGGCCGGCGGAACAAGCAGCGGGGAUGAUGGAGAAAUGCCAGCCAUGCAUGAAAUCGGGGAGGAACUUAUCUGGACAGGAAGGUUCUUCGGUGGCCUGUGUCUGGAUAUCAAGAGGAAGUUGCCCUGGUUCCCAAGUGACUUCUAUGAUGGCUUCCACAUUCAGUCCAUCUCUGCCAUCCUAUUCAUCUACCUCGGCUGUAUCACCAACGCGAUCACCUUUGGUGGGCUUCUGGGGGAUGCCACCGACAAUUACCAGGGAGUGAUGGAGAGCUUCCUGGGCACUGCCAUGGCUGGCUCCUUAUUCUGCCUCUUCUCGGGACAGCCUCUCAUCAUUCUCAGCAGCACGGGGCCCAUCCUCAUCUUUGAGAAGCUCCUCUUCGACUUCAGCAAAGGCAAUGGCCUGGACUACAUGGAGUUCCGCCUCUGGAUUGGCCUACACUCAGCUGUCCAGUGCCUUAUCCUAGUGGCCACAGAUGCCAGCUUUAUCAUCAAAUAUAUCACCCGCUUCACCGAGGAGGGCUUCUCCACGCUCAUCAGCUUCAUCUUCAUCUACGAUGCUAUCAAGAAGAUGAUUGGUGCCUUCAAGUACUACCCUAUCAAUAUGGACUUCAAGCCGAACUUCAUCACUACCUACAAGUGCGAGUGUGUCGCCCCUGACACAGUGAAUACAACCGUGUUCAAUGCUUCAGCCCCAUUGGCACCAGACACCAACGCUUCUCUGUACAACCCCCUUAACCUCACAGCGUUGGACUGGUCCUUGCUGAGCAAGAAGGAGUGUCUGAGCUAUGGCGGGCGCCUGCUUGGGAAUUCCUGCAAGUUUAUCCCAGACCUGGCACUCAUGUCCUUCAUCCUUUUCUUUGGGACAUACUCCAUGACCCUGACCCUGAAGAAGUUCAAAUUCAGCCGCUAUUUUCCUACCAAGGUCCGGGCCCUGGUGGCUGACUUUUCCAUUGUUUUCUCCAUCCUGAUGUUCUGUGGAGUCGAUGCCUGUUUCGGCCUGGAAACCCCCAAGCUGCAUGUGCCCAGUGUCAUCAAGCCCACGCGGCCUGACCGAGGCUGGUUCGUGGCCCCCUUUGGGAAGAACCCGUGGUGGGUAUACCCAGCAAGCAUCCUGCCCGCCCUGCUGGUGACCAUCCUGAUCUUCAUGGACCAGCAGAUCACUGCUGUCAUUGUCAACCGGAAGGAGAACAAACUGAAGAAGGCUGCCGGCUACCAUCUGGACCUGUUCUGGGUGGGCAUCCUCAUGGCUUUGUGCUCCUUUAUGGGGCUCCCCUGGUACGUGGCUGCCACGGUCAUCUCCAUCGCCCACAUCGACAGCCUCAAGAUGGAGACAGAGACCAGUGCCCCUGGGGAGCAGCCCCAGUUUCUGGGAGUCAGGGAACAGAGAGUGACCGGCAUCAUCGUCUUCAUCCUGACGGGAAUCUCUGUCUUCCUGGCUCCCAUCCUAAAGUGUAUCCCCCUGCCGGUGCUGUACGGAGUCUUCCUCUACAUGGGCGUGGCCUCCCUGAAUGGCAUCCAGAUGGGGGCUGGAGGGUCAGAAUUCAAAAUCCAGAAGAAGCUGACUCCAUUCUGGGAACGCUGCAAGCUCUUCCUGAUGCCGGCCAAGCACCAGCCGGACCACGCCUUCCUGCGGCAUGUGCCGCUGCGCCGGAUCCACCUCUUCACCCUGGUGCAGAUCCUCUGCCUGGCGGUGCUCUGGAUCCUCAAAUCCACGGUGGCUGCCAUCAUCUUCCCGGUCAUGAUCCUGGGCCUCAUCAUUGUUCGAAGGCUUCUGGAUUUCAUCUUUUCCCAGCACGACCUGGCCUGGAUUGACAACAUCCUCCCAGAGAAGGAAAAAAAGGAGACAGACAAGAAGAGGAAGAGAAAGAAAGGGGCCCACGAGGACCGUGAUGAGGAGGAAAAAGAUCUUCCAGUUGGAGUUACUCACUCUGAUUCUUCCUUCAGUGACACAGAACUUGACCGAAGCAUCACCUUGCACUUCAAAAUCUCCUGUCCAGCUUCACCUGCUUUCAACUACUCACGGAACCCAGUGUUCAUGGUGCCACAGGUGAAGAUAGAGAUGGAGUCAGACUAUGACUUCACAGACAUGGAUAAAUACCGAAGAGAAACUGACAGCGAGACCACCCUCUAGGAUGAAGCAGCUUCUCCCAGAUAGGAGAUGGAGAGCCUUGCUUAGUCUUCACUGGGAGGGUCUUAACUUCUCUGUGCCUGUUUCCUUCUUUAUCAAACAGAGGGAGUCCGUCUGCCUAUAGAAAACUGGAGAUCUAUUGAUGAAAAGUACUGCUUAGAUGCAAAGCUCUCCCCUUCCCUUUGUAGUACUUAAAACACCUAAAGCUAAAUACUAUAUUUUAUUUUAAAAUGCAGUUCAGCAUAGAAAUUCUAACAUUUCUUUGGAAAUAAAAAAAAUGCUUGUUUCCCCAAACCAUAGCUAAGAUAAAGGGGCAAUAGUCAAUUCAUAUUUAAAACAAAUAUCAAUUUAAAAUUGUUUAAAGGUUAGAUUUAAAUAUAGAUGUUCUCGAACAAACUCGUAAUAUACUUUUAUGUCACUAGACCAUCUUUGGAAUAUUUGGCAAUUCUGCAUAUUAAGAAAUGCUGAAAAGGUCCUAUCUUUUCUCCCUGUCACAUCCAAUUUCCUAAGGGUUAUAUGAAAAGUUUGAACCAGCUGGACACAGUGGCGCACGCCUGUAAUCCUAGCACUUUGGGAGGCCGAGGCAGGUGAAUUGCCUGAGCUCAGGAGUUCGAGACCAGCCUAGGCAACACGGUGAAACCCCGUCUCUACUAAAAUACAAAAAAUCAGCCGGGUGUGGUGGCAUGCACCUGUAAUCCCAGCUAUUCGGGAGGCUGAAGCAGGAGAAUCCCUUGAACCUGGGAGGCAGAAGUUGCAGUGAGCCGAGAUGGCACCACUGCACUCCAGCCUGGGCAACAGAGUGAGAUUCCAUCCCCCAACAAAAAAAAAGUUUGAACCAUCUGCAUUAUGGGCCUUGCUCCAGAAGUGUGACUGGGGCUUUCCCAGAUUGAAAAGCCAGUUCCAAAACUCUGUUAAUGAAAGAACCAAUGCAUCUGAGUGGAUAAAUGUUUCUAAAAUAAAAUAGUUCUUGUUAAAGUGAAAUUUGAAACCACACGUUAAAUCAAAAUGAUCCUUUAAAUUAGUAUCACUGGUUUUUCAUACCUGGAAUCACAUUUCAUUAUACAUUUGGGUGGGUCCUCCCUGCAAAUUUUCAAUGUUUAUUCCCAAACUCCCAUUCAUGUGAACAAUACAGGUUAGACAGAGGUAAUGUCACAUUUUACAUUACAACUUUGCAAUAUUAAUCAACCUAGUACUUUAAAGGAAUGACUGAAAACUAUUUGGGAAGAUAAAAACCAGUUUCAAUGAAGCAAACCUAUUCCUCAUGAAACUUAAGAUCAGUCAUUUUACCUUCAAUCCACAUUUAAUGAACACCAACCAUGUUGAUUUAAUGCCUACUAUGACCCUGACAGCCACAGUGCAUCUGACACUUACUUUCUCCAAAACAACUAUGAUUUGAACCUUGAGUAAAUCCCUUGAACCUUGAGGUUAGAGUUACUAUAUUUGCUCAAGAUGACAAAUGCAGGUGCUUUCUUUUUUAAAGAAAAAUGACACUAGAUCAUUAACACCUUGAGUAUAGGACAGGUAACUGCCUCUGUAAUUCCCAGAGUCUAGUGUAGUGCCUGGUCCAUAGAAAGCUCUCAAUAAGUGUUUGAUUACAUUUAAUCAUCUCAGAGCUCCCUUCCAAGGGAUACUGCCAAGAGGUAAAGCUCUAAACCUCUACUCUUACUGAGAGCAGAAUUUCUUAGCUAAUCCAGAACCAUCUCCUAUGCUUAAGUAUAAAUUCUUGCCAGACACAGUGGCUCACACCUGUAAUCCCGCUACUUGGGAGGCGGCAGAGCUGGGGGGAUCAGUAGAAGUCAGGAGGUCAAGACCAGCCUGGGCAACAUAGUGAGACCCAUCUCUAAACAAAUGUUUAAAAAUUAGCCAGGCAUGCUGGCACACACCUGUAGUCCCAGCCAUUUCGGAGGCUGACCCAGGAGGAUCGUUUAAGCCCAGGAGUUCAAGGCUGCAGUGAGCUAUGAUCAUGCCACUGCACUCCAGCCAGGGAGACAGCUGGAACCCAUGUCUUAUAAACAAUAAUAAUUUUUUAAAAAAGUAUUUAUCAUCCGCACCAAUCCUAGGGAAGCUAACAAUCCACCCUUAACACAUUUCAGUUUUAAAACCUGGCUGAUCUGGAAUAGAACUCUGUCCAAAUUGAAUUGUAGAAAUGCUAUGGAUUCAAGAGUAAACCUGCUUGAUUAAUCAAACAAGCUGGAAAACUACUGUUAAUUUCUUUGUUGUAAAUUGAUCACUGUAAUUUUACCUUACAUGUCAUUUAUAUUUUGUAUAUACAUGAACAUUUUAAUUUCCAUAGCUUUUAACAGGUUGACAUAAUACUUCACCAUGCAGUAAGUCAGUCAUUUUUUCCACUUGUAACUGUAAUUCAAUAAAAUUUAAUCCUGUCUGGUCA
Messenger RNA from Symphalangus syndactylus (siamang), 6621 nucleotides. RefSeq names its product solute carrier family 4 member 5 (gene SLC4A5). Gene Ontology annotation, cellular component: plasma membrane. Gene Ontology annotation, biological process: renal system process; bicarbonate transport; regulation of intracellular pH. Lineage: Eukaryota; Metazoa; Chordata; Mammalia; Primates; Hylobatidae. Gene Ontology annotation, molecular function: sodium:bicarbonate symporter activity; solute:inorganic anion antiporter activity; monoatomic anion transmembrane transporter activity. The record is from RefSeq and is a predicted model, not a curated record.